CUUGAAACCAUCACCGACUGUCCUUCACUCAAUCCUACAAACUUCGAGGGUCGGGUAUAGUAGACUGUGUCAUCAUCAUGGACGCGCCAGAAGACGACUUGGACAUCAAGCUACAAAAAAUAUCCAAUGACCUCAUCGCCGAUUUCGACACCUCCCUAGUCCCCUUCCUCAGGAAGCAGAAUGGCUCCGGUGGCACUGUAGUCAGAUCCCGAGUGCGUUCUCGUGAGCUAGAGCGCAUCAUUUCCGGACUCCUUGAUCCUUUCCAAGAACUCCCACAGCUUCUGGAUCCCUGGCUGCCGAAAUGGCUUCCCAUCCUUGCCGAGAACUUCCUCGAGUAUCAGCAAUCUCGCUACCGGAACAAACUGCUUUCAACCCGAUCGGAUCUGUUGACUCCGUUGCCGAGGGCCAUUUGCAAGAUCUUGUACACUUUCUGCAAGAUUCGUGGUGAAAAGGUCAUUGUCCGCUUUCUCAACAACGAGACAAAGUACCUCGAGCUUGUACUCUCCGCCCUUGAGGAGUCAGAAAGACACCAAGACGCACAGCCCUCCUCGACUGAUGCCAGCACCGCCGCCGCUGGUAGCGGUCCGCAGUGGACUUGGGAGGAGAGGUAUAUUGUUCUGUUGUGGCUUUCGCACCUUAUGCUUGCCCCCUUUGAUUUGGCCACCAUCUCAUCAACCGAUAUCGAGCAGGAUGAUCUCGUGCCUAUUCCCGGUUUUCAGUGGCCUCGAGGUCUUCCCGGUAUAACUACUCGCAUUCUGCCUCUGGCCAUCAAGUAUCUUGCCUCCCCGGGCAAGGAGCGCGAUGCCGCAAAAGCACUCUUGGUCCGUGUUUCCAUGCGCAGAGAUAUGCAACAAUUUGGCGUAAUGGAUGCCUUGGUAGCCUGGGCUCUCUCCGCUCUUCGCCCUCAAGAGGGACUUGAGAGAACACCUUACCACUACAUCGGCGUUCUCUCCUUCCUGUCCGGCGUUCUUAUCUCGUCAAUCGAUACCUCCGACAUGGACAAAUAUCUGCUGACUUUGUUUCAAGAGGUCCAUGGGGCUGCCACUGAUCAAAAUGCUGCCGGUUCAGUCAUGUCAUCGGCACUGGCUCGCAAGACAAUGAUCAAAGUGAUUCGGUCACUCGCGGUUUCCAUCUUGCGCAUGUCCAGGCAAGAUAUGUCGAGCAUGGAGAUUAUUGAAACCACCAUUGGUUUCUUGCUCGAAAAUCUUGCAGACAAUGAUACGCCAGUCCGGUUCGCUGCUAGCAAAGCUCUUAGUGUCAUCACCUUGAAGCUUGAUCCUGACAUGGCCUCAGAAGUUGUCGAGGCCGUGAUUGACUCGUUGAACAAAAAUGUUCUAUGGGUCAAGGACCCCAAGGAUACAAACGCACCGCCAGUCAUGGACAUUGGCGCCGUUGAUCCUCUCGAGUGGCAUGGGCUGAUGCUCACUCUAUCCCACCUUCUAUACAGACGUUCACCCCCGGCAGAAAAUCUCAAUGGCAUCAUCAAUGCCCUUUUGACUGGGCUUUCGUUCGAAAGGCGAGGAACUUCUGGCGGAUCUAUCGGCACCAAUGUUCGAGAUGCGGCGUGCUUCGGCAUAUGGGCACUCGCACGUAGGUAUAGUACAAAGGAACUGCUUGCAGUCCCCACCAGCUCUACGAUAUCAGCCAGAUUCUACAACCAACAGGCCUCUAUGCUCCAAAUUCUGGCUACGGAACUCGUGGUGGCUGCAUGCCUGGAUCCAUCAGGAAACAUCAGACGUGGUUCUUCUGCCGCCUUGCAGGAACUGAUUGGCCGUCAUCCUGAUACGGUUGAGAAGGGAAUUUGGGUGGUUCAAACAGUUGACUACCACGCUGUAGCUCGGAGAUCCAGAGCUCUCCAGGAGGUCGCCCUGAAUGUCACCAAAUUAUCGAGUCAGUAUGGUGAGGCCAUUUUGCACGCUCUCCUCGGCUGGAGGGGCAUCGGCGAUUUCGACGUCAUGGCAAGAAGAGCAGCAGGAGCGUCCUUUGGUACCAUUGCUUCAGAGCUUGCCGUGGGCGUCCCUGAUCCGGCUGCAAGGCUCACGCACUUCAUGACCAUGGUCCUUGACCGGAUCAAGUCACUGCAAGUACGGCAAGUGGAGGAAAGACACGGGCUACUUAUGAGCUUUGCGUCCUUGCUCGACACAUUCCCGAAUACUGCAAGCGCGUCUCAAGACGCAGGAAGCACCACUUCCCACGACUCUAUCCCGAACUUCAUUUCCAAUUCUCUUGCGGGGUUAACAGAAAUCUUGACAGAUGCCAACAUCACAACAUACCGUAAACCGGAAUUGAUCGCCGAGGGAGCGAGUUCUUUGAUCAUAUCCUCCUUCCCGGUCUUGCAGUCAUCUGUACUGACUAGUAAUGGUGCUACGCUAAGGUCGCCCGAAAAGAUAUUGCUGCCUGGACGAGCCCUCUUUGCAAAAAGUGGCACUGAGAUUUCCAGCCUGAUUGCGAAGAUGACACCUAGACCUGAACAGGUCAGAAGUAUUGCAGGACUUGCCAAAGCUAACCUGGAAAAAUGGCUUGUCCGUCCCGAGCAGGAAAUCAUAUAUGUAGCUUCUGAAGCUGCGCUAGUCCUGCUCAUAUUCUGUGAAGAUACUGACCGUGAGAGCGUCGUACGCGAAUGGGCUGAUGCUGUUCGUUAUCGUCCAUCUGGCCGAGCAACUACCGCCUCGGGAUAUUUCGCUGCGCUCGCCAUGUCCUACUCCGUACUUGCGACUCUGAAGGUCGCUGAGCAGGACAGAAGCUUGAUGUGCAGCGCCUUUGUCGAGCGUUGGAAGAGUGAUAAUGACAUUGAAACCCGAGUUUCUAUACUUUCUAGUCUAACUCAGAGUGAUAUAUUGCGAGAAAAUGUUGACACAUUUCUCGAGCUGAUCGCCGCUGGCUUGGAUGACUACACCACCAACGCACGGGGUGACGUCGGGUCUCUAGUCCGCUUGCAGGCUAUCAAAGCAACAAAGUUCCUCUGGGAGAGACUCGAUCGACUUCCCACAAACGAGGCUGUCCGGGUUGUUUCAGCGUUGUUCUUGCGCAUUCUGCGUCUUGCAGCCGAGAAGUUGGACAAAGUAAGAGCUGAAGCGCAGACUGCUCUAGCUCUAGCUCUUAAAGCGAAUUGCUCUGCUAGGGUUCGCGAAUCAACUUUCUCUUCCAGAGCCUACUUCGGCUUCUUGCUUAAUCUGUUAUUCGAAGACACCUUACAGCCCAGUAUAUCAGACACUCUUAAAGCUGACCCAGAUGUUUGGAUGGAGGAGCUCCUGGCCGGACUUGUCUCAUCCGCCGACACCGGAAACGAAGAGCUUGUCAUUGCAACUAGAGCUGCCCUAUGCGACUUUUGCCAACAGUCGAAGGAGAAGACAGACGCUGUGUGCACUGCACUCCUUCGCAAUCUUAAGAGCAGGCAAGGCCAGGACCGCGUGCUAGUCCCGACAUUGGAGAUCACUGCUUUCCUGCUCCAUGUGGGCAUCUUUCAAACAUGUGACCAGAUCAAUUAUAAGAGUCUAUGCCUACAGGCCCAGAAAGCUUGCUAUAAGACAGGUAACGUUCGCAAGAUCGAGGCCUGCAUCAGGGUUUACGGCGCCGUCGCUGCGCUCGGUCGGUCCCACGGCUCUGAACAGGCAUCUGUGGACGGUAGAGAUGAACAGCGGAAACAAGAGGGCAUCACGGACGCUCGUAAGAGACUCGGUGCCCUCAUGAUGCAUCCAUGGCCACGUAUCAGGAGCUUUGUGGUCGAUGAGCUCUGGGGACUAACCUCGAUCAGCCUCAAUGACCCAGCAGCACAGAAGUUGAAGGGCGUUGAUUGGGGUCAGGCUGAAAAGGGGUCUGUAAAAUCGCUGAUUGAAGCUCUCGAGUUGGGCAGCUAGACCGCCUCUUUCGCUCAUGUAGGCAGCAAGCAUGGAACAUCCGGAGGAGAAAAGUCCGCGCCACUGAUGAGUCGAGCUUUUUGUGAUUCCAACCAACCACGGUCGAGAAACCGCUCCCGCCGCUCCAUCCAGAUGCGUCCAUUGACAUUUGUCUAGCAACAGCGAUAGCAGCAGCGCCGGUGAUGGGCUGUCGUUGGAGCACAGGCCUGUACCAUAAUUCAUUGCACGGGCAUACUGGGUGCGCUGCGUGUGUUGGGAAUACUGCCCUGGCGAGAUGCGACCAUGUCCAAGGCACAAAACACGCCGUCAGUCUUGUCGCUGCUUGGGCCUGCUUACAACUGUCGAUUCAGCAAUUAUUUUUCAGAGAAAGGGGAUAACAAAUCUUUCAAGAGAAAUUCACGUAAGCGAACAACAAUCGCCACGUGUACAGGCAGCACGUUGUUGAUCAUCUGAAAGUUAGGAUGAAAUGAGAGUGAAGUGAAGGACAACGGCUCACCCGGAGAUCAAGGCUACUUUACCCGAAAACGCCACAAGUUCACCUGCCUAUCGUGACAUUUCAAAAGUGUUUUGCGUGGAGAACCAAACUGUAUGCUGUCCAACUUCCUUUGCAUACCAUUCCCACGAAGCCCCUCUUACACCCCGGGUUCCGUGAGCAAGAGCAAGUCUCGAUGUCGGUCGGCUUGCGACCUGCCAAUUAAUAGCUGCCCUAUGCUGUGCGCGCCCGUACUCGCAUAUGUAUUAUGUAGUCUGGCGAAGUCAUCUGCUCUUUCCGACUCUGCCAGGGCGGGAACAGGUGGGAGAAGCAUUGGGGAUUCAAGUACGUUGCCUUACAGCUACCGAAACAUCAUCUUGUCGGGGGUCGGUUCGCUACCUCAAGACCGAAAUCGCAAACCGUUGCCCGUCGUUGGGCAUCGCUGGCCUGGGCCGUAACAAGGCAAAAAGCCAGCCACUCCGUCCGUAACCUUUGACAAGAGAGCACACGCCAUUGCUUUGGGGCUUUCACACUGUACAGUAACAUACCUCCAAGCAAGACUCCUCGCAGGGCUGUUAUGCGCCAGAUAUGAUGGCUACUGUACUUCCUGGUCUGCUCGGGAGACAUUCCAACCAAGAGGUUGUU
Messenger RNA from Neurospora crassa OR74A, 4974 nucleotides. RefSeq lists its product as hypothetical. Bases 78 to 3857 code for a protein of 1259 amino acids. Gene Ontology annotation, biological process: post-chaperonin tubulin folding pathway; tubulin complex assembly; microtubule cytoskeleton organization. The record is from RefSeq and is a predicted model, not a curated record. Lineage: Eukaryota; Fungi; Ascomycota; Sordariomycetes; Sordariales; Sordariaceae. The transcript is spliced from 3 exons. Gene Ontology annotation, molecular function: beta-tubulin binding; GTPase activator activity.